CAACGCCGGAAGAUCUGAGCCGCUAAUCUCAAAGGACCCACAAUCUUCUACGGCAAAGAUCUAUCCGGUCUCGAACUCCCGGACCUCCAUAUCAUACUCGUCCCUUUCCCAUUCCCCCAGCAAAUCAACCAGUUGCAGACUCGCAGAUCUUGAAUCCAAUCGACGACAUACAGCUCUUUCAUCUCUGCCAUGUUUGCGCAACCAAAGAUCCGAAGCUAGAAUCCGUUCAUCACGAAUCAGAAAUGGCGAUAUCAUCGAUGAUUCCCAAUUUCUGGAAAGAAAAGAAAAACGCGUUCGCACUCGUCUUCUUCCUCCUGCUCAUUUUCCUCACUUACCUUCUAAUCUCCGACUCCGAGUUUCUAACCGAGCCGGUCUCCUUCGUCUCCGAUCAGCGCUCGUCUCUUCCCGGCGGUCCACCAAACGGCGGCGUUUUGCUCAACAAUAGCUCGGGAAUCGCCAAUUCAACCGUAACUGCCAACGAAACUAAUGUCGGUGGGGCCGUCGACUACUCCGGUGCGGUCGGUGACGACGACGACGACCGCGUGGUCGGGGUGGAGUGGGAGCUCUGCAAGGGAUCGUCGGCGGUGGAUUACAUACCGUGCUUGGAUAACUCGGAGGCGAUUAAGAAGCUGCCGUCGCGCAGGCACAUGGAGCACCGGGAGAGGCACUGCCCCGAUCCGAGUCCGAGAUGCUUGGUUCCGUUGCCCGCCGGAUAUCGAGCUCCGGUGGCGUGGCCGAAGAGCAGGGAUAUGAUAUGGUACAACAAUGUUCCUCACCCAAAGCUCGUCGAAUAUAAGAAAGACCAGCAUUGGGUGGUGAAAUCAGGCGACUAUUUCGUCUUCCCAGGCGGCGGGACGCAGUUCAAGAAUGGAGUCGACGAGUACAUUAACUCCCUCGUGAAGGCUUUACCGGAAAUUGAGUUGGGGAAGAAAAUGCGGGUGAUUCUUGAUGUUGGUUGUGGCGUUGCGAGCUUUGGCGGUGCAAUGAUGGAGAGAAAUGUCCUCACGAUGUCGUUUGCCCCAAAAGAUGAACACGAGGCUCAAAUACAAUUUGCCCUCGAACGAGGAAUCCCGGCUACGCUCUCGGUGAUCGGAACGCAAAAGCUGCCGUUCCCGGACAAUUCUUACGAUCUUAUUCACUGUGCUCGUUGUCGGGUCCAUUGGGACGGCGACGGUGGGAAACCGUUGAUGGAGCUGAACAGAAUUCUCCGGCCCGGAGGAUAUUUCGUAUGGUCAGCGACGCCGGUUUAUAAAAACAACGAAAGAGAUCAGAAUGUCUGGAAAUCUAUGGUGGCUCUGACAAAAUCGAUCUGCUGGGAGACGGUGGAGAAGACGUUUUUUGAAUCAUCCCAAAUCGGCGUCGUCGUUUAUCAGAAACCUUCGUUGUCCGCCUGCUAUCAGAGCCGAGAAAAGAAGGAUCCGCCGCUAUGCGAAUCCGGAAACAAGCGAAAUAGCUCAUGGUAUGCGCCGCUCGACGAUUGCCUCGCGCCUCUUCCCGAAGACUCCAACAUAUGGCCGCCGCCCUGGCCAAAACGUCUCACCGAACAACCCAGAAGCCUCCCGGCACAACCGGAUGCUGCAGAAGCUUUUAGAGGCGUUACCCGGCACUGGUCUGCGCUCGUCUCGGAGGUUUAUCAAGGCGGCAUCGACGUAAAUUGGUCGAGCGUGAGAAACGUUAUGGACAUGAACGCAGGCUACGGAGGAUUCGCGGCUGCGCUCAUAAACCUCCCCGUGUGGGUGAUGAACGUCGUCCCUAUCCACGAACCGGAUACUCUUCCCGUCAUCUUCGACAGAGGGAUGAUCGGCGUAUACCACGAUUGGUGCGAAUCUUUCAACACAUACCCUCGGACCUACGAUCUUCUUCACUCGAGCUUCCUUCUUGGGAAUGUGUCGAAAAGAUGCGAUCUGGUAGAAGUGGCCGCGGAAAUGGACAGGAUAUUGAGACCGGGCGGGUACGUGGUGGUUCAAGACACGCUGGACGUCGCGGUGAGGCUGAAGCCGAUUUUGAAAUCCCUUCACUGGGACGUCGGAGUUUAUCGGGACAAGUUUCUGGUUUGCCGGAAAGGGUUUUGGCGGCCGCCGGCGGGGAACUGAAGAUGAAGGGUGAAGAUGAAGGAAGUGUAUGUAUAGUGAGGUAUGUCUUUUGUAACUUAAUAUUCAUAUUGUGUUCGUAGUUUUUGCGCGAACAGGGGAGAGUUAUGUUUUGAGGAACAAGAACAAUAUACCACACGAACAAUUAUUUCGAUUUUGUUACACACGUGGGGGGGGGGGGGUUUUCACAUUGUGUUUCGUAUUACUGUAUUUUUAUUUUUUUUUAGAUACGAGAAGUUGAGUUGGUAAAGUUAAAAACAAGAUAAAUCGCA
Molecule: messenger RNA, 2362 nt
Organism: Andrographis paniculata
Lineage: Eukaryota; Viridiplantae; Streptophyta; Magnoliopsida; Lamiales; Acanthaceae
Product: probable methyltransferase PMT23
Exons: 8
Coding region: 243-2093 (616 amino acids)
Cellular component (GO): endosome; cytoplasm; trans-Golgi network
Molecular function (GO): methyltransferase activity
Source: RefSeq, a predicted model, not a curated record